AUGGCUCGACGUCUCUAUCUCGGCAGGCUCCCUCCGGAUGCGCGCGUGGACGACGUCCAGAAAAUCUUCGAUGGCUAUGGUCGCGUUGUCGACUGCCGUGUCAUGACCGGCUUUGGCUUCGUCGAAUUUGAAAGCUCCAGAGAUGCUGAGGAUGCGGUACACCACUUCAACGGCAAACCCUUCAUGGGCACCAAUAUCGUGGUUGAAUUUGCCAAGGAAAGCAGGCCGCGCAGGGACCCGUACGAGCCUGAGCGUGCAAUGCGUGCAAGACGUCCCCCUGGUUACCGUCUCAUCGUCUCGGGUGUAUCGCGCGACACGAGUUGGCAGGAUCUCAAGGACUUUGGUCGCGAAGCUGGUAGUGUUUCUUUUGCGGACAUCGACCGCGAAAAUGCUGGCGAGGGUGUUCUUGAAUAUCUUGCUCGCGAAGACGCCGAGCGCGCUGUCAAAGAGCUCGACGGAAAAGAUCUUCGUGGUCAACCCGUCCGCGUCACCAUGGAUGCAACUCGAGGCGGUGCGGACAAUUAUCGCCGUGACGAGGGACGCCGGGAUGAUCGUUAUGCUCGUGAUGACCGCCAUGGUCGCGACGACCGUGGAAGGGAUGACCGCCACGCGCGGGAUGAUCGCUACACCAAGGACAGCCGGGACGACCGCUAUGCCAGAGACGACCGCCGGGAGGACCGUGCGCCCUACCGCCGAGAACGCUCAAAGUCACCUCCUCGACGUGGCGACUUCGACGAUCGCCGUGCCCCCAGGUCUCCCCCUCCCCGGAGGGAUGUGGAAGAAAAAAGGCCUGCAGGGUACGAUGACCGCCGGAGUGGCUAUGAUGAUCGUCGAGACCCUGAUUCUUAUUAUUAUGACCGUCGUAGGGACGACAGAAGACGGGACGAUCGUGGUGAGGACAGGGCUUCAAGGCAUGCCAAUGGGGAUAGCGGAUGGGCGCGGUGA
Rhodofomes roseus is the source of this 945-nucleotide messenger RNA. RefSeq lists its product as uncharacterized. Bases 1 to 945 code for a protein of 314 amino acids. Lineage: Eukaryota; Fungi; Basidiomycota; Agaricomycetes; Polyporales; Fomitopsidaceae. The record is from RefSeq and is a predicted model, not a curated record. The transcript has 6 exons. Gene Ontology annotation, molecular function: mRNA binding. Gene Ontology annotation, cellular component: ribonucleoprotein complex; cytoplasm; nucleus.